Colletes gigas is the source of this 1742-nucleotide messenger RNA. RefSeq names its product synaptic vesicle glycoprotein 2A-like. Bases 1 to 1590 code for a protein of 529 amino acids. Gene Ontology annotation, biological process: transmembrane transport. The record is from RefSeq and is a predicted model, not a curated record. Gene Ontology annotation, cellular component: membrane. NCBI's taxonomy places the organism in Eukaryota, Metazoa, Arthropoda, Insecta, Hymenoptera, Colletidae. Gene Ontology annotation, molecular function: transmembrane transporter activity. The transcript is spliced from 11 exons.
AUGCCGCUCAAUAAUGAGAUCAGUAUUAUUGCUGUUUCAGACAAAGAUGCUGAAGAGAACAAACAUGGUACAGGUUACACAAACGAAGGCAUUGCAAAGAAGCCGGCAGAUUUUGAAACGGCCAUUGCAGCCGCCGGAAAUGGAAAGUUUCAGUACCUUCUACUUUUGGCGGUCAUUCCCGUGUCAUGGGCCAUCAGCAUCGACACUUCGAACGUGGCUAUAAUUCUUCCAUCCGCGGAAUGCGAUUUGCAGAUGACGCUCUUCCAGAAAGGAGUUCUGAACGCCAUUAAUUUUGUGGGAAUGGUUUUGAGUGGUUUCUUAUGGGGCUAUGUAGCUGACAUGCGAGGCAGAAGGGUUGUUUUCAUGUACGGUUUUCUAGCUGAUGGUAUUUGCAACGUUCUGUCGGGUUUCUCGCAAAAUUUCUGGACGCUUGCGUUUUUCAAGUUCCUCAGCGGUUGUAUAAUAAGCGGGCCUCAUGCUGCGAUCAUGACAUAUUGUCCCGAGUUCCACGAAGUCAAAAGUAGAGUUAAAGUCGCGCUGAUCGUCGGAUUUACCGGCACGUUCGGAAACAUCAUGACUGCAGGAAUGGCGUGGCUGAUCAUUCCGCAAACGUGGUCUAUCGUCCUCUGGGACGGUGCUUUCGUUUACAAUUCCUGGAGAAUAUUUCUUUCUCUAUGUGGCAUUCCGAUACUGAUCGGCGUCGGCUGUCUCUCCUUUUUCCCAGAGAGUCCAAAGUUUCUCAUGUCCCAGGGCCGCAACGAGGACGCGUUGAAAGUUUUCAAAUUGAUUUACAGACUCAACACCGGGAGAUCCGCCCAAGAAUAUCCGAUUUCACGCUUGGAAGAUAAAUCCCACUACAAAGCUGACCAAACUCAAAAGUCUCAUAGGACGGCCAUUUUCUUUAAUCCACAUUUGCCUCGACUUAUUAUGGUCACCGUUUUGCAGUUUGGAGCUAUGUUGGAAAUGAACACUAUUCGUCUGUGGCAGCCUCAGCUGUUCACGAUGUUGGAAAAUUUUCAAUCGCAGUAUAAUGGAACAGAAGGAAACGAUUCGACGUUUUGCGAAAUCAUGGACCUCUCGAUCCACAAGCAAAAUAAUUUCACGGCAGACGCGGAAGGAUCGAUUUGUGUAAACACGGUCGUGAACGAAUCGGUUUACAUGAACACUGUGAUCAUAGCAGCCUUUACAAACCUUUGCCUCCUGGUUACUAAUCUCACAUUGAACAUUGUGAACCACAAAACCUUGUUGUCCAUGUGUUACGGAGUGGCGAUUUCUUGCAUAGUGUAUUUGAACUGGUCGACGAACAUGCUAUCCACCCUGAUACUGACGUGCUUGUUCAUAGGACUGAUGCACGUGGCCAUGAACAUGGUCAUUGGUGUAGCCGUCAUCCUCUUCCCAACUUCGUUGAGAACGAUCGCGGUGAGCUUGGUAAUGACAACCGGAAGAUUAGGAUCGAUGAUCGGAAGCCUUCUCUUCCCCGUUCUGCUCGCGCACGGUUGCCUGGCGCCGAUAAUCUCGCUGGCGAUCUUCAUCAUAAUUUGCAUCGUUUCAACCUAUUUCCUGCCGUUGGCCAAGAAGACCAAGAAGUAAGGAAGCCGCCAUCGCGCUUGGAGCAUUCACAGAUUCGAUAUUACUUCCAUUCGCCAGAGUUCUCUCAGUAAUUCUUCGCUGAAAGCCGCCAGGCGUUUCGCUGAGUUUUCCUUCGAGGGAAAUAUCGAGGAAACUGGGUCAACGGGGUGAAU